This is a messenger RNA of Tigriopus californicus, 881 nucleotides long. RefSeq names its product galactoside 2-alpha-L-fucosyltransferase Sec1-like. The transcript has 2 exons. The record is from RefSeq and is a predicted model, not a curated record. Gene Ontology annotation, molecular function: galactoside 2-alpha-L-fucosyltransferase activity. Gene Ontology annotation, biological process: carbohydrate metabolic process. The coding region runs from base 53 to 544 and encodes 163 amino acids. Lineage: Eukaryota; Metazoa; Arthropoda; Copepoda; Harpacticoida; Harpacticidae. Gene Ontology annotation, cellular component: membrane.
CUCAUUGGCUGAAGGGUUCUUGUUAAAUGCCAGCCUUCUAUUGAAACCUGACAUGAUGGACCCAGUUUGGGUUGGAAUUCACGUUAGAAAAACCGACUAUGAGCGCCAUUUAAACAAGAUUUCAAAUGGCACCUUGGUUACUUUUGAGUAUUUUGAACGUGCUAUAAAAAGACUUGAAGAAAGCCUAAGCGAUUCAUACCGGAACUUUGAGCCCACAAAUAUGGUAUUUGUGGUAGCUUCAGAUGACCCUCAAUGGUGCAAGACACAAUUCGGAACAAUGCCCAAUAAGACCGUCAUAUUUGCCAACGAAGCCUUCAAAGACAAUUUGGGAUUUGACAGGAAGUAUUUAGAUAUGGCCAUCAUGUCCAAAUGCAACCACUCCAUCUUCGACUAUGGGACAUUUGGAUUUUGGGGGGCCUAUUUGGCCGGAGGUCAUACGAUACUGGCCCAUCACAUUGGCACUGGCAAGAAUCCCGAAGUGGAGAACGUCAGGCAAGCUGAACUGCCAAAUUGGCACUUCAUUGAAGCUCAUGGAAAGUCGUAACGCCCUCACUAACCCUUGCCGUCAUGAAUUAUUCAAAGAUGAUCAGGCAACGUGAGUGGCAAAUUCUACAAAUCGUACGCCAACAGCCUCUCAAUGAAAUUGUUUUUGGAUAUUCGCACUUCUACCUUUCAUCUGAAUAAAAGCUGACCAGAAAGAAAAAAAAACAUUAUUAUCAUCAUUGCCAAAAGAGUGAGGUCGGAAUGUCAAGUAAUUAAUCAUAUCAUGUUUAUUUUCAUUGAUCUCUUAUUUUUGUCAUUAAUUGACGCUCAAACAAAUGCAUAAAAGUCAAGUCUAGACUUGAGGAGGUAGAAGUGAGGAACAAAAUCGGAAUGCAAGU